Oryza sativa Japonica Group (Japanese rice) is the source of this 1584-nucleotide messenger RNA. RefSeq names its product transcription initiation factor TFIID subunit 15. Gene Ontology annotation, molecular function: RNA binding. Lineage: Eukaryota; Viridiplantae; Streptophyta; Magnoliopsida; Poales; Poaceae. The record is from RefSeq and is a predicted model, not a curated record.
GCUCUCCAUUGAAGAGAGUGGCAAAUAGUUAAAAGAAAAUCUCCCGUCCCGUCUCCUCAGCUCCUUGCGCCAUCUCGCUGCUGAACAGGGAGGGACGCUGAUCUCCAUCUGGCGAGCAGAGGAGGGGAGUGGAGGGGAUCCUGUUGGGAGAUGGCUGGGUUUAUGUCAAGAGGCCCCCCAAAUGGUUCUGUUUAUGUAUGCAAUCUGCCUCCUGGAACCGAUGAGACCAUGCUGGCUGAAUAUUUUGGCACCAUAGGGUUGCUAAAGGUAUGGGGUCUUCCCAGAAGGACAAAAGGACUGGGCGUCCAAAAAUCUGGAUAUAUAGGGACAAAGUUACCAAUGAACCAAAGGGUGAUGCGACAGUCACCUAUGAAGAUCCGCAUGCUGCUUCAGCUGCAGUAGAAUGGUUCAAUAACAAAGAUUUCCAUGGAAGCACCAUUCAGGUUCAUAUAGCUGAGUCAAAAAACAAAGACAUGAAUGAUAGCUCUGCAACUGCAAGUUUGAACAACUCUGCUGAACUUGGUGGACAAGAUGAAUUAGAUAACGGGGAAGGCAGAGGGAGAGGGCGCGGUGAUGGUCCAGGAAAAGCCUGGCAGCAAGAUGGGGAUUGGCUGUGCCCAAAUACAAGUUGUGGCAAUGUAAACUUUGCCUUUCGUGGUGUCUGUAAUCUCUGUGGAGCUGCUCGCCCUGCUGGUGUUAGUGGAUCAAGUGCUGGUGGUGGUGGUAGGGGUAGAGGCCGUGGAAGUGAUGAUGCAAGAGGAGGCAGCCGUGCUGCUGCUGCUGCUGCUGUUGGUGGUCCUCCUGGACUGUUUGGUCCAAAUGAUUGGCCUUGCCCAAUGUGUGGCAACAUAAAUUGGGCAAAGCGGAUGAAAUGUAAUAUCUGUAACACCACCAAGCCAGGUCACAAUGAAGGUGGUGUUAGAGGUGGCCGGGGUGGUGGGUAUAAAGAACUUGAUGAAGAAGAACUAGAGGAAGUUAAAAGGCGCCGCAAAGAGGCUGAAGAGGAUGACGGAGAGAUGUAUGAUGAAUUUGGCAACCUCAAAAAGAAAUUUCGUGCUAAAACACAACAAACUGAAAAUGCACCAACUCUUCCUGGGUCUGGACGUGCUGGAUGGGAGGUCGAGCAACGUGGCUCCACUGGAAGAGAAGGCAAGGAAAGGAGCAGAGAUCAGGGCAGAGACCAUGACUACGAUGAACGGGAUAGCAGGAACAGAGAUAGAGGCAGUCAUGGAAGGGAGCGGCGCCGAAGUAGAGACCGUGAGAAGGAAAGGGGGAGGGACACGGGCAGAGAUCACAGCUAUGAGAGGAGCUGGGAGCGAGGAACCGAGCGUGACCAUGAUCGCUAUAGAUGAAUACGAUGGCAGAUUUUCGCAUGUUGCAUGCCGAUUUUGGUUUUAUGAUACUUCCGUUUUGCUGCUGGAUAGCUAUGCUGCUUCAGCUAGUGCUGUCAGAUGGGUUUGCACAUUAUUUGUCUUGGCCUGAUGGCAGUUUAUAUCUUUGAAUGUUUGGAUGCACUGGACCACUAAACUUUGAUUAAAUGUGCUAUGUACUUUGGGAGUGUUUUCAUGUGAUAUUUUCUGUGAA